CACCGCUCCGGCCGGCCGGGGCUGAGAACCCUGGAGGACCGGGGUCACAGAGAUCGCCCUUCUGGAAUCCUUCGCCGGCGGGCGGGAAUCGCUCCUUUAUCGUGGGAUGCUUCCUCCGCCUGCCCUCAGCGCGCAGACCGGCCCCGGAGGAUGGGACAGGGGCUGCUGAACGGGAGCCGUCUGGUCCUCCAGCUGACAGGUUGCCUAGAGGUCCCCGUGACUUAGAUCCCGGUUCAGAGAUGGCGAAAUCAGGCUCCUCGUCUUCCAUCUCUGAGCAGCAGCUGCAGAGGCAGGGGGCACCGAGCAACACCACAACAGGCUUGGCUGAGCAAAGUCUUAUUUCAUCCGAGAAAUGGCUUCAACUGCACGGGCUGAAGAGCAACAAACUGACCUUGAAGCAGAUUUUGUCACAGAUCGGAUUCCCACAUUGUGAAGAUUAUGUGUCUUCUCUGGGGAGACUCGUGGCUUCUCGGUACGCUGAUGGCCUGUUUCCACAGUUCUACAGGGCAGAAGACGGCAGAGUCUACAACCUGACCGCUAAGUCAGACCUGAUCUAUCAGUUGGUGGAAUAUUUAACACAAGCUGUGGAGCGCUACAAGCAGCGGAUGAAGUGGCUCACCAGCGGAAGCCGGCAGAUUUUUGGCGUCAUCUUAGAGCGGUGCGUCACCUUAGUGCUGGAUUGUGGUGGCCUUCUGGAAGGCGAGCUCACUCUGUGCCAAGAAGCUCUCGCAAUGGUCCUGCAGGAGCAGGUGGCUCACAUAACCAAGUUCAACAUCAUAGGGGUUUCUCAAGAGCCUGUGAAAUGGCAGGAAACUGCCACUCCUGUGACUGAAGAAGCCAUAGCUGCUGCCGUCAGCUGGGUUAAGAAACUGACUUUUGAGCAGACUGAGAGUGAGGUUAGCCGUCUGGACGCUCUGCUGGCAGCUGGGGCAGACAGAACUAUCGAAUCCAUUUACUACUUUGUGGUGGGGGAUGUUCCUGAGAAACCCAAGGAGCUUCUCCUGCAAAGAGCUUUGGAGAUUCCGUGUCCAGUCUACACAGUGUCCUUCAAUGCCAGAGGAGAAGGCACUAUGGCUUUCCUAAAGGAUCUGAGUGCCAAGACCCACAGCAGAUUCCACGCGUUUGCCGAGAGGUCAGAGUGUGUAGACUUUCCUGCGUCCCCCACGGAGGAUGGUGACAGUGUGAUUACUUGGAAUUCCAGGAAACUGAAAGGAAAACUCCCUCCAGGAGCUGGAGUCAGAGAGGACGUGUUUCUCAUUUGGAGGGAGAUGGAGGAAGCCUGCAGCACGCUGGCCCAGAUCCAGAGGCUGGUGGCCGAGUCUCCCAAGUCCAACAUGACCACGUUAGACUGCGAGUCAGGAGCAGCAUCCGCUGGGAACGCGUCAAAUCCAGAGGACACCUGGGACUCCAAGAAGUGGCUGCAGAAAUAUGGCUUGAAAUCUCAGAAGCUGUCAUUUUAUGAUGUGCUUGCUAACUGCUCCUUUCGCCACGCUGAUGGAGUUGUUGACAUAAAAGCCAAACCAGAGAAUGAGUCUGUGCAGACCAGUGCGGAGACCAAGAAGAAGACAGUCCAUGCAAAAUAUUGUAGCAGGUUUGUUCACGCUCCCUGGAAGGAUGGGAGCUUGGUCCAUGUCAACAUUACAAAGGAGAAGUGCAAGUGGUACAGUGAGAGAAUUCACACAGUCCUGGCUCACAUCCAAAGGAGGAUUAAAUGGCUACAGGAUGGGAGUCAACUCCUCUUUGGAAAAGCACAAAAUGAUUGCAUCUAUGUCCUCAUUGAUACAUCUCACUCGAUGAAGAGCAAACUGGACUUGGUGAAGGACAAGAUCAUUCAGUUCAUACAGGAACAGCUGAAAUACAAAAGUAAAUUCAAUUUUGUAAAGUUUGAUGGUCAAGCAGUUGCUUGGCAGGAAAAACUUGCUGAAAUCAAUGAAGAAAAUUUGGAGCAGGCUCAGUCCUGGAUCAGAGAUAUUAAGGUUGGAAGUACCACAAACACCCUGGACGCUCUGCAGAUCGCCUUUACUGAUAAAGAAACGCAAGCAAUCUACCUUCUGACAGACGGGAGACCCGAUCAGCCACCUGAAAUGGUCAUGGAUCAAGUCAGAGUUUUUCAGAAAAUUCCUAUUUAUGCCAUUUCCUUCAAUUACCAUGAUGAGACAGCAAAUACAUUUUUGAAAGAGCUUGCUUCUUUGACUGGAGGAGAGUUUCAUUCCUAUAAUUUUGGUUGUAAGGAUCCCCUUCCUCCGGAAGCUGUUCAGAAUGAAGAUCUGACUCUUCUAGUUCAGGAAAUGGAGCAGGGAUACAGAGACCUGGAGAGAGUGCAGACCCUCUAUUCCGAGUCUUUGAUCAUGGACUGGUGGUACAACGGGGAAAAGGAAGGAGACAAGCAUCAGAAGGAAAUCUCUUCAAUAAUUUCAACACCAGAAAAAUGUGCAAAACCUCAAUCUGAUGUUGAAUCAGCACAAACCACUUCGUUAAAGAUGCUGAAAGUACCAGGGGACCUUUCAAAUCAAAAGAUUCAGAGAAAGAAAGUUCUCCAUGCAGAAUCAACCAAAACCAGCCUGCUCAGAAGCCAGAUGUCAGCCCUCAGGAGCUCAGCCAGCAGUGAGAAGGACAGCCCCUGCAUCUCUAGCAGCUGCAACCCUGCUCCUAAGGACAAAGAAACUGCCCUACAGAGAAAUGAGUGUCUGAGUGACAACUCAUCAUCAAGAUUGAUUCAAGAAAGAAGCCAAGUUUAUGACGACGACUCUGCAGAUACAUCUUCAGCAGACUGGCUGCAGGUCCACGGCCUGGUUGCCAAGAAGCUCACCAUCACGGAUGCCCUGUCAGCGACCACAGUCCCACACAGCCCCACCUAUGUCCCCAUCCUGGACAAGCAUGUUGUUUCCAAGGUCUUCAAUGAGGUGUUCCCUCUGGCACACGUGUGCAACAACACAAAUAAGAUGACAUUAAUUAACCCCCAAGGGGUCAAGCUCAAUAUCUACAAGCAAAAAGUGGAACGGGCAAUUAAGUCUUACGAAAAGCGCUUGAAUAAAAUUGUUUGGAGAGCAUUAUCUGAAGAGGAAAAAGAAAGGUUAGAUGCAGACAAACCAAUACGGUACUUGGAAAACAAGGCAGCUUUAAACCAAGCACUAGAACGGUUGAAUUGGCCCAUUUCGUUGAAAGAGCUGUCAAUGCUAGAAAAUGAAAUCCUAGCUGGGAAAAGGUACAUCCAGCAGGCCAUGGAAUUCCAGGAGGCCGCCCAGAAGGAUUAUGUGAACAAGGCACUGGGAGAGCCACAGAAAUCGCAAGGAAACUCAACAAAGAAAGUCAAAUCCAAAAAAGUGGAUCCUCUCAAAGGCCAGAAAGUUAUUGCAAGAUGUGAUGAAAAUGGCUUUUAUUUUCCAGGGGUUGUGAAGAAGUGUUUGAACCGGACCCAUGCAUUGGUGGGCUUCAGGUAUGGAGACACCAAGGUUGUGCCCACCUCAUUCAUCACGCCUGUCGGGGGUGCCAUGCCCUGCCCUCUGCUCCAGGUCGGAGAUUAUGUGUUUGCCAAAAUUGUGAUACCCAAAGGAUUUGACUUCUACGUCCCUGCCAUUGUCAUAGCACUUCCAAAUCCAGAUGUGGCCUCAGAAAAGCUCUACACAGUUUUAAAGUGUAACAACCGGAGAGAAUUUUGCCCUCGGAGUGCACUUAUUAAGAUCAGCCAAAACAAGUACGCUCUCUCUUGCUCUCAUAUAAAGUCGCCUCUGAUCCAGGAGGAUCCACAUGUGGAGGAUGUAGAAGCAAGCAGCUACAGUUUCCCACUCUGGCCACUGAAAGAAGUUGACACUGGAGCUUUGAAAGAGCCGAAACAGGAGAACCCUAGAAAGAAGAAGAAGAAACCCGUCAAGAGGCCGCCUCUCCAGGAGAUGGUACCUUCAGACUCGGACGACUCUUCCCGUGGCACCAGAGAAAGCCCUGGGCCAGAGGUGUAGGCGUCAGCCAGCCGUACCACCGCUGCCGCACCACCGCCUCCGGCAUCCCCUCCCCUUCCUCCUUGAGCCGCCCACAGCAGCAAAGGCUGAGGACCAUCGCUGGGAAACCUUAAAGGCAACCAUGUUUAAGAAAGCCAGAGCUCCUGCAGGGCUGCCCAAGGCCUCACCCGGUGACACUGGGCCCUCUGCUGAGGUAAGGCUGCCCUGCAUCCCACCUGUGCCCUCCUCUGUCUAGCACGGGCCCCUCUCCCCCGGCACCCCCAACCUGGCUCACCUACCUGUUGGAGCCUGUUGCUUCUUGCUUUUCCUGACCACUCGGUAUCUUGUGUUUGGCCUUGGCCUCACAGAACAGCACUCAGUCUUCUGGCAGACUGUCCACACCCAGAGGUUUUAACCUGCCAAGUUACUGUCAUAGGCUUUUAAAUGUUUGUGGAAGUCAGCAAGGCCAGGAUCCAAGCCUGCAGCCUUGUUUUAAAUUGGUUGCCCCAUGUGAAGUAGGUAUUUUGUCACCCUUUGAGAGGACUGGAAUUAAGAACUGGUAACUUGUCUCAGAGCUACAAGACUGAGCAUUCACUGUUUGAUUGUUUUCUGGAUUUUUUAAAAUUGAGCCCUCCCUAAUUAUUUUGUCUGUAGUCUGUUGUAGGUACCUCUAAUUGAGCGUGGAACAGAAUAAAAACUCUUACAUUGGAAA
Molecule: messenger RNA, 4647 nt
Organism: Oryctolagus cuniculus (rabbit)
Lineage: Eukaryota; Metazoa; Chordata; Mammalia; Lagomorpha; Leporidae
Source: RefSeq, a predicted model, not a curated record